GCCGAGCAUCUUUCUCUUGCUGAUAAACGAAAACCUCACUUUCCCUUUCACGACAUGAUUCGAGGAAUUUUUAAUUUAUUUUUUUUUACUCCACUCGAACCUGUUUUUGUUUCCCCUCUGCAAGAAAAAGUAAAGUCUCAACAUUUGUAGGUGACCUGUGUUUCGUCUGCGCGCGUGCUUUCCCGCGCUACAGUCUGUCGUUGAACUUGUGCGACAACAACAUUGUUUCUGUUUGUCGUAUCCGUAGUUUAUCGAAAGUCAAAAGUCCGCCUAGUUCGCCUUUGUGAAGCCAUCUGAACUGAUUGAUCACAUCUUUCCGGCAGCUCGAGCAAUGAUACUCGUCAAAUUACCAGAAGAAGGGAAGGAGACUCAAUGGGGCAUUGUCGAAUUGCAAGGUGACAUUGUGUCACAAAGUGGCAAUGAUUUGCAUGGACAGUUCAUCGGAGAUCUUCACUACACCAAACAGGGGACACCUAUCUUCAUCAUAGGUCAUCAUAUUUUAACGGGUAAAGAAGUCUCAUUAGAGAAGCCAUUUGCUGUUCUCGAGCGGAAAAGAGGAAUACUACCACAGUGCUGUGAAGAAGACAAUCCAGAAAAAUCGGAAUUCAGGACUGAAUACCAAAUUCGAGCCAUAAUUAAAAAGAAACUGAUUUUCAAAGUUCGACCUAAACCUAUCAUAUCUAAUGUUUUAAAUUCAGUCUAAUAUUGAGUGUGUGUGGUAGUGAAUGUUGUAAAUAAGAUUGUUAUGGUAAUUAAAACUAUUUUCUAAACUUGCAUAAA
Molecule: messenger RNA, 780 nt
Organism: Thrips palmi
Lineage: Eukaryota; Metazoa; Arthropoda; Insecta; Thysanoptera; Thripidae
Product: chromosome transmission fidelity protein 8 homolog
Exons: 3
Coding region: 332-703 (123 amino acids)
Biological process (GO): mitotic sister chromatid cohesion
Cellular component (GO): Ctf18 RFC-like complex
Source: RefSeq, a predicted model, not a curated record